GCCAGGAUUACACACAGCAGCUCGGGACACAGCAGAGAGUCCGGUUGCCUCCUGGGUUUGUCCAUCAUGGCGCCGUCUCGUCUCCUCCUGCUCGCCUCUCAGCUGCUGCUCCUGCUCGGUUUCUCUCAGCCGUACUUUCUGACGAACUGCAGCCUGUCUCACGGUUCGAGCCCGGUCUGGGCGGUGGCGGUGGACUGCGGGGGACGCCAGCUGCUGUCCGUCCCCGCCGACCUGCCGCCAGGCACCACCUCCCUCUUCUUCAGUUACAACCGGCUGCAGGCGGUCAGCCGGCUCGACUUCCGCUCCAUGAGGCGGCUGCGGCGGUUGGUGCUGUCUUACAACCGCAUCGCUCGGGUGGAGCAGGGCUCCUUCCUCCACCAGGGGGCGCUGGAGACACUGGACCUGUCCUACAACCUCCUCUGCAACUUGACGGAGAACAUGUUCCAGGGUCUGUCCAACCUGACCCGACUCGACCUCAGCUCCAACCAGAUCCGGGUCCUCCACCCGAUCGUCUUCCGUCUCCUGACGUCCGUCCACACCGUCCUGCUGGAGUCCAACCUGCUGCGGCGGGUGGAGGACGUCCAGCCGCUGCUGCUGCUGCCCAACAUCCACUCGCUGAAACUGGCGUCCAACCUCUUCACGUCCUUUCAGAGCAGCGACCUUCCGCUGACCCAGUCCUCGGCCUUGGAGACACUGGAUCUGUCUUCCUGCCGUCUCCUGGAGUCUUUUGGUAUCACGACGCCGGUCUUCCCCUGCCUGAGAUGUCUCGACCUGUCCAUGAGCGGCGUCCAAUCGGGUCUGAGGUGGGACGUGACCAACCGGACGUUCCUGAGGAGCGUCUCUCAGCUGUCUUUCAACGAGCCACUGUUACCUUUGGACAACGUCCUGCACGUCCUGCAGAGCCUGGACUCGCUGGCUGAGGUCCAGCUGAACUAUGUGGAGGACUGGAUCCGGGGCGGCCUGUUGGACACACUCUGUCUCAUCCCCACCCUUCGGACUCUGGUUCUGGUCUACAACCAUCUGGGGAGGUCGACUCUGGGACUGGCCCGGUGUUCCCAGCUGUCGAUCCUGGACCUGUCGUGGACCUACCUGAGGACGCUGCCUGAAGGCUCGGUCCGCUCCAUGAAGCGCCUGAAGGUCCUGAGACUGCAGACCAACUUCCUGACCGAGGUCCCCAAAGACGUGGGCCGCCUGGUCUCGCUCCGGACGCUGGACCUGAACGACAACCUGAUCUCUGAGCUGCGGUGCGGAGACUUCGGAGACGCCGCCGGCCUCACGGAUCUCGACCUCGGCACCAACCGCAUCGCCAAACUGGACGGCUGUGCGUUCCAGAACCUGACCCGCCUGAGGACGCUGGACCUGAGCCACAACCUGCUCUGGACGUACGGCGGAACCUUCCGGACCGGGCUGCAGAGCCUGGAGCGCCUGGACCUGAGCCGGGGCUUCCUGUUCAUUCUGCACAACGGAGACUUCCAGGGACUGCGGUCUCUGCGGUAUCUGGACGUGAGCUCGGACCACAUCGGCAGAGUCCAGCAGAAGGCGUUUGGCGGACUGAAGGACCUGGAGACGUUGACCGUGUCCAUCCCUCUUGACUAUGAGUGUAACUUCAGAGGACUGCGGCGCCUCAGGAACCUCACCGUCUACCUGAGCACCGACAGAGGCCAGACCAGACCGCCGCGGGCCUCCCCCCAGGCGCUUUAUGAGCUCCGGUCUCUGAAGACCUUCACGGUGGUCUGCCGGGGGUUCCACUUCGGAAUCCCGCUGGAGCCUCCGGAGGAGCUGCUGCAGACGAUGCCCGGCCUGGAGGCCUUCGCCGCCAUCAACGCCUUCACCUCCGCCCCCCGCCCAGACACCUUCCGGUACCUCCCCCGGCUCCAGAACCUGACUCUGGGGAAGACGGACCUGUCGGAUCUGGAACCUGAACUCUUCCACUUCGUCCCGGACCUGCAGACCUUGGAUCUCUCUGAGACCAGCCUCAGAUCUCUGGACUUCCUGUCCGGGGCCGACCUGUUCCGGCUGCGGUCCCUGUCCCUGAGAGACAACCGGCUGGUGACCGUCAACCACACGGUGCUGCGGUCUCUGCCGGCGCUGGUCCAGCUGGACCUGACCGGGAACCCCUUCGCCUGCGACUGCUCCAACGCCGCCUUCAUCGAGUGGGCGAAGACCAACAACCAGACCCAGGUGGUCAACGCCCACGAGUACGGCUGUGCCUUUCCUCCCAGUCGGCACGGGGCCCGGCUGAUGGACUUCGACACGCAGUCCUGCUUCCUGGACCUGGGUCUGGUCUGCUUCGCGUCCAGCGGCGCCCUGGUGGUUCUCACUCUGCUGGCGUCCUUCGUGCACCACUUCCUGAGGUGGCAGAUGCUCUACGCCUACCGCCUCUUCCUGGCCUUCCUCUACGACCGCCGGAGGAAGAGGGCGGGGCCUGAGCGCUAUGACGCCUUUGUGUCCUACAACGUCCACGACGAGGACUGGGUCUACCGCCACCUGCUGCCCGAGCUGGAGGGCCGGCAGGGCUGGAGGCUCUGCCUGCACCACCGCGACUUCCAGCCAGGACGGCCCAUCCUGGAGAACAUCACCGACGCCAUCUACAGCAGCAGGAAGACGCUGUGCGUCGUCAGCCGGCGCUACCUGCAGAGCGAGUGGUGCUCCAGGGAGGUGCAGAUGGCCAGCUUCCGGCUGUUUGACGAGCAGAAGGACGUCCUGGUCCUGCUGUUCCUGGAGGACAUCCCGUCCCGGUACCUGUCCCCGUACCACCGCAUGAGGCGGCUGGUGAAGAGGCGGACCUACCUGAGCUGGACCCAGGCCGCCUCGCACCCGGGUCUCUUCUGGGACAACGUCCGCCGGGCCCUGGAGACCGGGGACGGUCCCGGCCAGGACGCCGCCCUGCUGACCGGGGUUCCAGACCCGAGACAGGGACCCGAAUGAGGUGGCCCUCAGACCCCCAGGAGGACCCCCCCCCCCCGAGACCCCCGGGACUCCAGGAGGAUUUAGGGCGCUCCUCAUUAGCAUAUCAACAUAAUAAAUAUGCGCAUGUUUAACGAAGUCAGAUCAGGUCUCCUGCAUUGUCGUUGCCACGGUGACAGGUCAGCGUUAGCAGACAGGGCAUGUUGCCAUGGCAACAGGUCAGCGUUAGCAGACAGGGCAUGUUGCCAUGGCAACAGGUCAGCGUUAGCAGACAGGGCUGUUGCCAUGGCAACAGUCAGCGUUAGCAGACAGGGCAUGUUGCCAUGGCAACAGGUCAGCGUUAGCAGACAGGGCAUGUUGCCAUGGCAACAGGUCAGCGUUAGCAGACAGGGCAUGUUGCCAUGGCGAUAGACGAUCCCAGCAGUUUGUUCUGUUUUCAAACCACAGCAGUUUUUCUGGUGAACUCGGAAACAUCGUCACCAUGACAACAGCGUUAUUCAUCAGCCUCACACGUUGUCACGGCAACAGCAUGACUGAAGGACGUU
Molecule: messenger RNA, 3452 nt
Organism: Salarias fasciatus (jewelled blenny)
Lineage: Eukaryota; Metazoa; Chordata; Actinopteri; Blenniiformes; Blenniidae
Product: toll-like receptor 13
Exons: 5
Coding region: 67-2928 (953 amino acids)
Biological process (GO): inflammatory response; toll-like receptor signaling pathway
Cellular component (GO): plasma membrane
Molecular function (GO): protein binding; signaling receptor activity
Source: RefSeq, a predicted model, not a curated record